Messenger RNA from Cicer arietinum (chickpea), 3160 nucleotides. RefSeq names its product alpha-amylase 3, chloroplastic. Lineage: Eukaryota; Viridiplantae; Streptophyta; Magnoliopsida; Fabales; Fabaceae. Gene Ontology annotation, molecular function: alpha-amylase activity; calcium ion binding. The record is from RefSeq and is a predicted model, not a curated record. Gene Ontology annotation, biological process: carbohydrate metabolic process.
GUUCAACUUAAUCAAUAUCCUUAAGUUGAAUGGUUUUAUUGGAGCCAAGACAAUGUAAAUUUAUGAUUUAUUUAAUGUCGUAUCUUUUUUGAAUACGACAAUAAGCCAUGUUUAUGCAACCUUCUUCUUCUUUUUCACAUUUGCUUGCAAAGCUGCAAAACCAUGAUUUCAACCGUUACCUUAGAGCCUCUUUUCCACCUUCACAACAUAGAAACUCCAAUUCACCGUUCAAAACUAAAACAAUUCAAAAAACCUUUCUUUCUCACUUCCUCUUCCAAUCUCAUCAAAUUCAAUGCAUCCUUCACCCUCUAUCAUCCCCACAUGCCACUUUCUUCUGCACUUUCACCUUCCAAUACAGACACAUCUAUUGAUCAUUCACUUCAUUGCUCUGACACCUUCUUCUCUAACACUUUCACAAUCAACACAACCCAAAUGGUGGAGGGAAAGGUGUUUGUGAGAUUAGAUCAAGGGAAGGAUGUGAGGAAUUGGGAGCUUACAGUAGGUUGCAAUUUACCAGGAAAAUGGAUUCUUCAUUGGGGAGUUACCCAUGUUAAUGAUAAUGGAAGGGAAUGGGAUCAACCUCAUGGUGAUAUGUUACCUCCUGGAUCAGUUCCUAUAAAGGACUAUGCAAUAGAGACACCCUUGAAGGAUCUAUCUUUAUCUGCUGAAGAUGAUACCUUUCAUGAAAUCAGGAUUGAUCUCAAACCCAACGAUCACAUUUCAGCAAUUAAUUUUGUACUCAAGGAUGAGGAAACUGGAGCUUGGUAUCGAAAUAAAGGAAGAGACUUCAAAGUUCCUUUGAUCAACUACCUUAAGACAGAAACUAAUACAAUUGAACCUAAAAGAGGCUUGACUUUAUGGCCAGGUUUCUCAAAGCAUUCUUCUUUUGAAAAGUGGAUCUUGUUUUUCUUUUUAAUGCUCUUCAAGUCGAGAGCGGGACAAGAUGACAGCAGUGAAUCCAUAGAUCCUAAACAAGAAAAUGAUCAACUUGAAGGUUAUAAUGUAGAAAUUCCUAUUACAAAGAAGGUUCUUAUCAAUAACUUCAUUAGUGUUUCUGUUAAGAAAUACUUUGAAUCUGAGGAAGUUAAGAAUCUUUUAUAUCUUGAAACGGAUCUACCUGGAGAUGUUGCGCUUCAUUGGGGAGUUUGCAGGGAUGAUUCAAGAAAGUGGGAAGUUCCACCUGCUCCGCAUCCGUCAGAAACUGUAAAAUUUAAAGACAAAGCUUUGAGAACUCAAUUUAAGCCGAGAGGAAACGGACAAGGAUCUUCAGUACAAAUCACUUUAGGAGAAGAAUUUUCAGGAUUCCUUUUUGUUCUUAAGCAAAAUGAAAAUGCUUGGUUUAAGUACAAAGGAAAUGACUUUUAUAUCCCACUCUCAAGUUCUAGUAACUUACUUAUUAAUGGCAUCGGAGAGUAUGAGUCAGAAGGUGUGAAGAAGGAAAUAACUGAAGAGGCAAUCCAGAAGACUUCUUUCUUUCAAUUUACCAAUGGAACUGUCAAUGAAAUAAAGAAUGUGGUGGCAGAAAAUUCCUCUGAGAGUGGAAAGGUUAAAUCCAAAGAAGUCCAAAAUAGCAUUCUUCAAGAAAUUGAAAGACUGGCUUCUGAAGCCUAUAAUUUCUUCAGAAGCUCCAUUCCAACUUUCUCGGAGGCAACUACGGUGGAACAUCGUGAAACAACUAUUGUGGAACGCGAAGCAGCGAUUGUGGAACCUGAAGCUACUGUGCAAUCGGAGAAACUGACCCAUGAUAUAAAAAUAUGCUCAGCCACAGGAUCAGGAUAUGAAAUAAUAUGCCAAGGGUUUAACUGGGAAUCUCAUAAAUCUGGAAGAUGGUACAUGGAGCUGAAAGAGAAAGCUUCAGAACUAUCAUCACUUGGCUUCACUUUGGUUUGGUUACCACCACCUACGGAGUCCGUUUCACCUGAAGGAUACAUGCCAAAGGAUUUAUUUAAUUUGAAUUCGAGAUAUGGAAACAUAGGUGAACUAAAAGAUUUGGUGAAAAGAUUUCAUGAAGUUGGGAUCAAAGUUCUAGGAGACGCCGUUUUAAAUCACCGUUGUGCUCACUAUCAGAAUCAGAAUGGUAUAUGGAACAUAUUUGGAGGCCGUCUCAACUGGGAUGACCGUGCAGUUGUAGCAGAUGAUCCACAUUUUCAGGGUAGGGGCAACAAGAGUAGUGGAGAUAAUUUUCAUGCUGCUCCAAACAUUGAUCAUUCGCAGGAAUUUGUGAGAAAGGAUCUCAAAGAAUGGCUGUGCUGGUUGAGGAAAGAAGUUGGGUAUGAUGGAUGGAGGCUUGACUUUGUUAGAGGAUUUUGGGGUGGUUAUGUAAAGGAUUACCUUGAUGCAAGUGAACCUUACUUUGCAGUUGGAGAGUAUUGGGAUUCCCUUGGUUAUUCGUAUGGUGAAAUGGAUUAUAAUCAAGAUGCUCAUAGGCAGAGGAUAAUUGACUGGAUCCGUGCCACCUCCGGUACGGCUAGUGCAUUUGAUGUUACGACGAAAGGGAUUCUUCACUCGGCAUUGGAAAAAUGUGAAUAUUGGCGAUUGUCAGAUCAGGAGGGAAAACCCCCUGGAGUUGUUGGGUGGUGGCCGUCUCGUGCUGUUACCUUUAUAGAAAAUCAUGACACUGGUUCCACUCAGGGUCAUUGGAGAUUUCCUAGCGGAAAAGAAAUGCAAGGCUAUGCUUACAUUCUUACUCACCCAGGAACACCAUCAGUGUUUUUUGACCACAUUUUGUCUCACUAUAAAACUGAAAUAGAAGCUCUUGUAUCUAUCAGGAAGAGGAACAAGAUCCAUUGCAGGAGUACAGUUGAAAUUAGUAAGGCAGAGAGGGAUGUUUAUGCCGCCAUCAUCGAUGAAAAAAUCGCGAUGAAGAUUGGACCUGGACAUUUUGAACCCUCUAGUACCUUCCACAAAUGGUCCCUUGCUAUUGAUGGAAAAGACUAUAAGAUUUGGGAAGCAUCAUCAUAAUGUUAUAUACUAUAUAGUUCCAUCAUUCCAUGUAAAUCCACUGCAUUGUAGUUCUUAUAAGUCAAUAAUAGGAUGUGAUUUCUUCUGAUGGUGUAUGGCAGGCUAGCUCCAAUUUAAGUGAGUGUUGCCACAAGGUUGCUUAUUGUAUAUAGCCAUGUACAUGGAUUUAUAAAACGAGAAUUUUCAAAAUUUUGAAAUA